Messenger RNA from Filobasidium floriforme, 3315 nucleotides. RefSeq lists its product as uncharacterized. The record is from RefSeq and is a predicted model, not a curated record. The transcript is spliced from 9 exons. Bases 1 to 3315 code for a protein of 1104 amino acids. NCBI's taxonomy places the organism in Eukaryota, Fungi, Basidiomycota, Tremellomycetes, Filobasidiales, Filobasidiaceae.
AUGCCCGGAUGUCAGACGUGUUCCGCAAAGCCUUUGGGCCUUGCGAAAAUUGCAGUCUGGUUCAGGGGUCGGCCCAAGUUCGACAUCGGUGUCCACUGGUCGAUUGCUACAUCGUGCGAGUCCGGUUCAGCGAGAUGCACAAACAAUUUGGCUCCCUACAUCCCAAUUCUUCACACGUACUCUGCCAUUCAGUACCUAUUCUAUUCGCUCCCCCUUACCAUGCCUCAGCACAACGAUUCACAUCAACAAAUCACCAUAAGUCAGGCCGACCUGGCCGCUGCUAUACAGCAGGCUGUACAGACAGCUUUACGACAAGCUGGACCGCCUCAGCUACCAUCUACACCAGGCCAAGGGUCGUAUAGCCCCAUGAUACCCGGCACGACCCAUAAUACCGCAAAUAAUGAUAAUACAGGUCCUUUUCAUAAUCGAUUUCCUCCCGCUCCUUCCAUUACCCACAGCCCGCAUAGCUAUGGGCAUACCCCCCCAGGAAUUAGUCGAAACACCAUCCAGAACUUUAAUUCAAUCAACCCCUCCUCCGCUUCGUCUUCGUCCCAGAACAUCCGACCGGGCUCUCCUUUCGCUUCCUAUCUCACCAGUGGCCGCAAAGGGAAAGCUCCGGCCCGCCAAACACAGAUUACACCUGGUCCUCCCGUCUCAAUUUGCAAAGAGAAGGAGACAAUUGUGUACUACCUCAAAUCCUCGGCUGUUAUUUCGGACCGGCUGACACUUCGCAAGGGUGCAGAGGCGGUCAAGGAGUGGUUGGCUGCUGAGGGUUUUGGGAAACCUCUCUGGAUAUCUGCAAACGCACAUGCCUCCGCUAUCGCCGCAACGGUUCAGGAGCUCUUCCGGCGUGAGGGUAUCAAUGAACAGUGGUGUUGGGCCAAGACCAAUCCUCACAGCCAUCGGUUCGAGCCUGCCACAUGCCGACCAUCGUCGAGCUCGUUCAACCAGGUAAAGGCCCUGUUUGAACGUUCUGGCUGCGCCUACAUCGUCGAUGGACAUGUCAACGAUCGAGAUUUCACCUACACCGCCCCGGACUAUACCCACCAGGAGGAAGUAGCCUCCCGGCAGUUCUACACAACCAUCCGAAACCUCCAAAACACUGCAUCGGGCAAGGACGAUGAGGACGAAGACGUUGAGGAUGAUGACGACAUGUGGACCUGCAUCGCCUGUGGCAAGUCUGUCAAGAUGAUCUCCAAACGUCGUCAUACGGGUCACUGUCAACGUUACAAGAUUUACCGCACUGAACGGAACGGUCGAGACGGUCGAGAAUCACCAACACCGUCCGUUUUCACUGAAGCAUCCACUCCCCGGCUGGUACCGACCCCUCGUCUUGUCGAUGCCUUUCCAGAUGCUAUGCCGGUCCCCAGGGCUCAUCAGUCGGGUCCCUCUACAUCCAGCAGCACUGGUCGAACUUCAGGGAUGGCGGACAUGUCCCUCGAGACUGCCGGUUUCGUUGAUCGCGCUGAGCCACUGUUCUUCACUGACCAGGCUACACCAGCUCCAUCUCCCCUGGCGUCUACAGCUACACUCCAGACUCCUAGCAUGGAGGAUCUAGCCGGUCCCCUACAAGAGGAUCUCGCCGCAGUGCGGCAGAACCGAUGGAAUGAUCAAGCUGACGAAGGUUGGAGUGGAUUCGACCUUGACGGACGUCAGGCAUCUCUCGAACGAGAGCGGUCGAUCGACGCUGACGUCUUAGGUUUGAUCAACCUGUCCCAGGAUGAGCCGCCCAGAGGUAGCCAGCCUCGAGCUCACACCCCCGAGGACAGGCAGGCUGUCCAAAGCGCAAGAGACCGACCAGAUGACCGACCGGUCGGUGAGGUCGUCGGUGAGGUCGCUCGAACCGAACAUAGCCGUCCAGAUCGUUUGCCAAGUCCGAUUGAGGAGAGCCAACGGACUGUCAGGGAUAGCCCCUCUCCCGGACCCGCCACCCCUGCGCAGAGGAGUAUUCAGAACGCCUCUGGCAGGACAAUUGCGCAACCUCAAGAACGUUCCGUGACUCCCGAAAUCCAAUACGCGGGAGAGACAGGUCGGCCGAUAGCGGCAAAUCCCGCCCGACCACAACCUCUGGGGGGUAGACGACGUGCCAUAGAAGCCACCCUGAGAGAUAUGCAAGCACUGUUGCAAGGUCUUGAUGAGGGAAGUCGCGCUAGGGCGUUAUCGGCCAUCCAGCAGGGUGAUCCUCUGCUGGCUUCACGUCACAUCCGUAAUCGGUUCCGGUCGGGCAAUCUGGACAACCCAGAAGGAGAUGUCAAUGAUCCUGUACCGCCCUAUGCAAGAGAGGUCCGUAUUGGGGAAGUCCUUAUGCAAGCAGGGCCUCCCGAGGGAUUCGGUCUUGCAGCAGAAGCCGGGAUGACGCCUCCGAGGGAGAUCCCGCACCAAGUCGAGCCUGUCUCUGGCCCGGGCGUUCCUCCCCCGCAGGAAGAACGUCCAGCUGCGUACUCAGACCGCAGUGGUCCGGUUCCUCCGUUGCCGCCUCCAGUCAGGCCUGCAGUUGAGCCUUCGGUCGAUCAACCUCCUCCUCCCUCUCUCCCUGCAAGGGGACGAGGCUAUCGCCGACGACGAUCGCCCAGACCUCAGGAGGGUCGCCCUCGUCCUGAGCCUGCCACAGAGCCUGCCACAUUGGCGAACAGGCGUGCAGCUGCGAUAAACAACAUUCGUAGGAGUCGGAGUGGACCGUCUGAGAGGGGGAGAGGGAAUCGUGCUGGAGAAGAGGGUCGUUCGAGGAUGCUGUCGGGCGUUGGUUGCCCCUUGAUCGUCCCAUGCGAAGUUCAUCGUCCUGCAGCGCAGGGGAACGUCUUGGCCGACCAUGUGCUUGUUCUUCAGUGUCGUAGCGCUUGGUCACGUUGGGUCGAUGAUGAGAGAUUAGGCGAACCCUGGAAGAAGUACUGCCCUUGUAAGCCGGGGAUUUGGGCGAGGGGUUCCGAGCGAAAGACAAUGGUCGGUGACAUUGGGGUGCAGGCUCGCGAAACCGUUGGUGUUGCCGUCGGUGUUGCCCUGAGAGGAUUUAGGGGAUAUGGUGAAUAUGAAGAAGUACCUCUUGUUGAUGUCCAGGACUUGACACCGAAGGUUCUUUCGUGCCGUCUUCACCAACGCCCGUCGUCUGAGUCGAGUCCGUUCCACCCACCCCGCAGUUCACUCCCUCAACGACCGCCGCCAAACUACACCGACGGCUUCGACCCGCAAUGCUUCUUGCUCGUCGAUGUCGAUGUCGAUCGUGCCCUCUUGGCGACCUUCCAAGUUCUCGGCGAUCGCCACCAUUCGGUGGUCGGGUCAAUCAUCCACCCACCCCAGGAGCGUUCGUUACUAUGGUAG